GGUAGCUAUGUCAGAACAGCUGCAACCUGGUGCCUUCCAGGUGUGCUGGAUUGAAUCUCUCAUCAGCAUGGCCCUUGGUAGAAAUGGAAGUUGGAAACAUCGGAGGGCACCAGAACAGUAAAUGUCUGUGUGUUACUAUGUGGUUCGUGCAUUGGAAUUUCCACCAUCUUUAUCAGCUGGUCUUCCAUAGCGGCUUGAAUGGCACAUAGUAGCCAGGGAUGAUGCUGAGCUGCAGGCCAUGCUGAUUUCAGCUGUGGAUUUCUGCGGAUCAUAUUGUGGCAGAGGAACGAUGUGGUACUUCAUAAUCACAGCAUGUUUGAUGCAAGGCCUCAUAACUUCAAAAGCUAUUGUAAGAACACAGAGAAAUGUGGAUCCAGAAACAGCCAUGAAUAUUAGUGAAAUUAUUUCCUUUCGAGGAUAUCCCAAUGAAGAGUAUGAGGUGCUGACAGAUGAUGGAUAUGUUCUCAGUGUGAACAGAAUCCCUCAUGGGAAAAUGACCCCAGUUAACAAAAAGGAUCCCAGGCCCGCUGUGUUUCUGCAGCAUGGCUUACUUGCUGAUGGCAGUAACUGGGUUACAAAUCUGGACUACAACAGCCUGGGGUUUAUGCUGGCCGAUGCUGGUUAUGAUGUUUGGUUAGGAAACAGCAGAGGUAACACUUGGUCCAGAAAACACAUCAACUAUACAGUGAGAGAAGACGAAUUCUGGAAGUUCAGUUUUGAUGAAAUGGCUAAAUAUGACCUUCCAGCUUCAAUAAACUUUGUCCUGAACAAAACUGGCCAGGAGCAAGUAUUUUAUGUUGGCCAUUCCCAGGGCACCACAAUAGCUUUCAUUGCAUUUUCAACAAUGCCACAACUCGCCAAGAAGAUAAAAAUGUUUUUUGGAUUGGCACCAGUCACCACAGUAAAAUUUGCAUCCAGCCCUAUGGUCAAAUUUGGAGUGUUUCCUGAACUCCUGUUCAAAGAGGUCUUUGGAGAGAAGCAAUUUUUUCCCCAGAACUCAAUUAUAAGAUGGCUUGCUACGCACUUGUGUGUCCGUGCAGUAUUGGAUGAUCUUUGUGGCAAUAUUUUCUUUCUAUUUUGUGGCUUCAAUGAAAAAAACCUGAAUAUGACUCGAGUAGAUGUAUAUACAACACACUGUCCAGCUGGAACAUCUGUCCAGAACAUACUUCACUGGAUUCAGGCUGUGAAGUCUGGGGAGCUCCGAGCCUUUGACUGGGGAAGCAAGCAAAGAAAUAUGGCGCACUAUAACCAGCCAACUCCACCUGUCUACAAGGUGAAAAAGAUGACUGUUCCAACGGCUAUCUGGACUGGCGGUCACGACUGGCUUGCAGAUAGAAAGGAUGCUGCCUUGCUGCUGACCCAGAUCUCAGACCUUAUUUACCACAAGGAAAUCCCUGAGUGGGAACAUCUAGAUUUCAUCUGGGGCCUUGAUGCCCCACAGCGCCUGUAUAGGGAGAUAAUUGCAUUGAUGCAGAAAUAUCAGUAAGAUUGUGGGUUCUGGGACCUCAGUAUUUCGUCAAGGAACCAAUAUACUUGCUUUUAGGUAUGCUAUUUCCAAAAAGUCAAAUUGGAACAGCAUUCCUAUCUUCUCAAGCAUUUACAGUAUUAUUAUUGUAUCUUAAUGUCUCAGGAAAUGGCACUUUUGCACUGCUUGUAAGCACUUAAAUCCACGCAGCUUUAAUGGAGGGGAUGAAGUGUAGUUUGACCAGUCUCCUGACACAGAAAUUUGGAAAGACUAAAAUGAGUUACCGCUAAGUUUGCACAGGUUUUUAUCUAAUAUAGCCUGGAAUUAACACUGGUUUUCUCAGAUAUGAUGUGAACGGGGGCCAGGAAGAAGCAACUGUUAAGGCCCUGCUAACAUCUAUUAUCUCGAUGCCAUAAAGCAGUGGUUGGUCAUUUUUUUAAGUGUGUUUAUUAUUGAUACACCAGUGGAAACUGGUGGGGCUGCCUCCAACCAUUCAAGAAGAUGAUAUGUCCCCAUGGCCGAGGUUCUUGCUAUGGGAGCCUGUGGAACGCGGGGUUCCUACAGGACUCCUGAGCUUUAGCACUUGCUGCCUGCUGCCUCUGCAGCAAAUUUCUAAGGCUUCGGUGCAGUAACUUCAGGGUAUACAGAAACAGCUUUGACAGCUGCAUCCUUGUGAUUUAAAUAAAAAGCAGGUAUUAUCUGGCAUAAAGAUGUUUCCUCUUGGCACUUUGGUUUUAGAGGCUCUGUAUGAUCAGGAAUUAAAAUGCAUACCUUAAAGCAGUCUUCCCCUCCCUGGUUGCCAUCCAGAGCUUUAGGAGUACAAGUCACACCCGCUCCAGCUGACAUGACUAAUGGUUGGGUCAGCCCCAGACAUCUGCAGGUCACGGUGAUGCUGGAAGAAGAAAUAUUUCUUUCAAAGAAGAGGUUCAGGCUGGCACCUGCGUUCUUCUGCCUCCAUUUACUCUUGUUAUGCAUCUUGAAGAUACGGAUGCUUUUCUAAGAUAGGGAGGCUGUGCCUCUUAAAAGCAACAUGGUAUGCAACACACAGUGAAAAGACUGGCAUAUUGAGCCUCCACUGUUUACCAAGAAAUUAAUUCUGCCCAUGUUGGUUCAUACGAACCUGGCUUCAGCUUGAAUGCUUUGUUACUGGAAUGCAAAUUCUGAGAAUGUACAAAUGCGCUGAUUUAAGACCAUAAGUGAGUGAGCCUAUGGCUAAUGGGUUGGCACACAAAUCAAAUGAAUAAAGUAAACAGCACACAUAUUUUGCCAGUAAAAUGUUUCCAGUAGAGUUCCUGGCUGUAGAGGGCUGGGGAAGACCCUUUUCUAAAAGCCUGGAGAGCAGCUGCUGGUCAUGUUGGCAUUACAGGAUCGCCUGGAAGAGCUGUCUCACUUGGAAUAAGGCAGCUUCCUAUAGCGCAGUCCAGAGCAUGUUGCAUGGAACUUCCUAUGGACAGAAUACCGUUUCAGACCCUCUGAGAGCUCUUUUCUAUAUGGUGCUAGUUCUGUGCAAACACAUGUUUAAGGAAGACUAUGAGGAAGGGUUCAAACUGAUGUCCUGUGAAUAAUUUUCUUUUAGUGUUGAACUACGUUCCAGAACUUACAGGAAGUUCCACUUUUGUUAUUCACCAGCCUGUGCAAAAUUGUUAAAAGAAAAAUGUAGCUUCAGCUGUUUUGCUUUGCAGUCUUUUUUCUUAAAUGUGUACGCCUGUUCUUCUGCACUGACUGAGCUGCAGUGUUGACUACUACCAAAGACGUUAGGUUGAUUAUAUUGUGCCUGUGUCCUGAUUUGACUUUUUUAAAACUUCAUGCUUCAGGGAAAUGUCUGAAUAAACAUUUUUAAACAACUA
Molecule: messenger RNA, 3312 nt
Organism: Varanus komodoensis (Komodo dragon)
Lineage: Eukaryota; Metazoa; Chordata; Lepidosauria; Squamata; Varanidae
Gene: LIPA
Product: lipase A, lysosomal acid type
Exons: 10
Coding region: 239-1486 (415 amino acids)
Molecular function (GO): hydrolase activity, acting on ester bonds
Source: RefSeq, a predicted model, not a curated record